This is a messenger RNA of Aplysia californica (California sea hare), 6275 nucleotides long. RefSeq names its product probable GPI-anchored adhesin-like protein PGA55. Lineage: Eukaryota; Metazoa; Mollusca; Gastropoda; Aplysiida; Aplysiidae. The record is from RefSeq and is a predicted model, not a curated record.
UGGCCCCACAUGUCGGCCCUGUAUGACAAUGUUGCCUAUGAAGGGGACGACAAAGGACAAGCGACCUUGACCCACUUUGACUCUGCCUUGGAUCCAGGGAACGGCUACGGCUCUGCCUACAGGUUCUACCAGAAUACACAGCUGUCCAAUAAACAGCAGGAUGGGAGUGGCAGCGACAGUGACUACAGCAGCUCCAGACCACGCCACAGAGGGACGGUCAAAGUCAUUGUGGCGGCCUCACUGGCUUUGUUGUUUAUUGGAGUGGUUUGACGAAAACAUCGGAGGACAACGCUGUGCAACCACCAGCGAGUGAUGAAGCUGGAACUUGAGAGGAAAAACCUCACAGUGAGCACGUGUGAAGUGCUGUCCUUUCGAAAUGGCAGCGUUAUCGUGGUCUACCGGAUAACCUUCUCCGUGACCUUGACCCCGGACCAACCAGUCCCGGAAAAGAGCAGCGUGCUGGAUGCGAUCAAGGCCAUCGUGUCUUCAGAGAAAUUGGGCAACUUUACUGUCGACAAAGACAGUCCAGUUUGCUUGCUGGACGUUAGUGACAUCAGCUCUCCCAUCUGUCCGACCCCGUCUAUCUCGCCCACACCGACGUCAUCCACGGUCACGUCAUCCACGGCCACGGCAUCCAUAAUGACUUCACCAACAGACAGCUCGACUUCCAAUAUCCAGCCAACAGCCACUGCUCUGAUUCCACCGACCGCAGACGAAUCCAGUACACCGGGUCUAUCCGGUUCUGAAAUGGUUUCGGUUGAAAAUACGGCACCUCCUGCGGACAUGAGCUCAUCAGAAGUGAUCCCUUCAGAGUCAGCUGAUGCAUCUUCUGUUGAUGUCGCAUUAUCCAGCUCUCUAGAAUCGACCCCAACAGACAGCUCGACUCCCAAUAUCCAGCCAACAGCCACUGCUCUGAUUCCACCGACCGCAGACGAAUCCAGUACACCGGGUCUAUCCGGUUCUGAAACGGUUUCGGUUGAAAAUACGGCACCUCCUGCGGACAUGAGCUCAUCAGAAGUGAUCCCUUCAGAGUCAGCUGAUGCAUCUUCUGUUGACGUCGCAUUAUCCAGCUCUCUAGAAUCGACCCCAAGCCUUGUAAUGGAGAGUUCUGAUGUUGUAGAGUCGACUACUGAUGGAUUGGUGGAGCCGAGUUCUACUGUGGAAGCUGCAACAUCUUCAGAUUCGGUUGACUUGAGUGUUUCAGAUUCAGAAGAACCGAUAACACCUAGCUCUUCAGCAGGAAUCGAACCAAGCGCUGCCAUUUCUAUUGAACCAACUUCGUCAGACACGAUUGUCACUACCUCAGAGCUCCCUGAAAUGUCUUCUUCCGUAGAACCAAGCUCUUCAGAAAUCUCCGAGUCGAGCUCAUCAACCUCUGUGGAAUCGCUCAGCGUAACACCCUCAAUAGAUUUGACCACUUCUGAAGUGCCGGGCGAGAGUUCAUCUGCGGUUGUUGAGCCAAGCUCGUCUGUGACGACAGAACAAGAUGUUUCUUCUUCGCUUGAUGACACUCAGUCUCCUGUAGUGCAAGGCAGCUCUAGCCAGUCUGUCAUUGAACCAAGUCCAUCUGCUAUACCAGAGCUUGCCUCUACAGAUGUAGCCGAUAUAAGUUCCUCCGAAUUGCCCAAUAUAGUUUCCACUGAAGCAGUUGUAGCAAGUUCUUCUGAUAUGCUAGAAUUGAGUUCUACUGAAGUAACUGAGGCAAGUUCUUCUCAAUUGAUUGAAGCAAGUUCUUCCCAGUUUAUUGAAGCAAGUUCUUCUGAUAUGCUAGAAUUAGGUUCUACUGCAGUAACUGAGGCAAGUUCUUCUCAACUGAUUGAAGCAAGUUCUUCUCAACUGAUUGAAGCAAGUUCUUCUGAUACGCUAGAAUUGGGUUCUACUGCAGUAACUGAGGCAAGUUCUUCUCAACUGAUUGAAGCAAGUUCUUCUCAACUGAUUGAAGCAAGUUCUUCUGAUAUGCUAGAAUUGGGUUCUACUGCAGUAACUGAGGCAAGUUCUUCUGAACUGAUUGAAGCAAGUUCUUCUCAACUGAUUGAAGCAAGUUCUUCCCAACUGAUUGAAGCAAGUUCUUCCCAACUGAUUGAAGCAAGUUCUUCUGAUAUGCUAGAAUUGGGUUCUACUGCAGUAACUGAGGCGUUCGCACUGGACGAAAGUUCUGAUGCCCAGUCGCAGAGUACACAUGUUGAGGUCGAAUCAACUCCCCUUAGUCCUGUUGGAAGCAGUUCUUCGUUUAUAAGUGAAGCCACUUCCUCGUUUGUCAUUGAACCCACAUCUUCCUCGUUUGUCAUUGAACCCACAUCUUCCUCUUUCUUUGAGCCGAGUUCCUCUGUCGUGGUGGAAGUUAGCUCAGGAGUAGAUGCCCAAGUUUCUUCCUCAAACAUGGAGCCAAGCGCCUCUGAAAACGAGGUUUCAGCGUCUCCCAGUUUAGGUAUGGAAAGCUCUUUUUCGCUGAUGGCUUCUUUUAUGAAUUCCGAUUCCAACUCAGUGGAAGCUACAUCGGUGUUUAUAACUCCAAGUUCUGUCGACGAGAGCCAAACUUCUGUGUAUGCAGAUCCGGUCUCCUCCUCAGCCGUAGAGCUCUCACUGUCAUCUGAAGAAACAAGCUCUGUUGUUGCUGUUGAGUCUUCAUCCGCUAUUCAAGCACAGUCCAGCGCAUCGUUCCUCACACCUUCUAGCUCUUCAUUUUCAGUCGUCGAAUCAAGCGUAUCCACAUCUGCCGACUUAAGUGAAUCAGUUGUCUUCGAACCGACUUCCUCAGACUUUCUAGAAACAGCCUCUCCGUCUGAUUCUAUUGUCGACAGUAGUUCUUUUUUUCUCGAGGAAUCAGCCACAAUUCUUUCAGUAGAGCCAACUUCUGUCACACCUUCCAGUUUUAGCGCUUCAAUUGAUGAGUCAGUUCCAGCCACUGAGUUUGAAUCAAGUAGUUUUGUUUACUCGGAUCAGAGUUCUGAUUUCUUGCAACCAAGUUCUAUUGUACUGAAUGUUACCCCUUCAGGUACAGAGCAGAUCUUUUCGACUUCGGUAACGGACAGUAGUUCAGCUGACACGACAAACCCAAGCCCAUCUCUGUCUAUUGACCCAGCCUCUUCCCUGGUUAUGGACUUCAGCCCUAGCCUUGAUUCAUCCACUCCUGCUCUUACACCGGACUCCAGUUUUCUGACAGCUUCGGGUCCCAGCUCAGUCGUUGACUCAGCCGCGGGUCUUGACUCUACUUCCUUAAUGGACUCCAGUUCUUCUGACCCUGCGCCGACCCAGUCCUCUGCUGUAGAUGAGUUAAUGUCAACAUCUGCAGAUGAUAUUGCCCCAACGUCUGCUAGCAUCCUAGCCUCAGCUUGACCCCCCAAUCUUCUGCAGUAGAUGACCUACGUUCUUCAAUGUCUACAGAGACUAUUUUAUUACCAUCUGUAGACCUGCUUCCUUCAUCUGCAGAUGACCUUCUUUCUGCAAUGGCCCCGGACACUAUUUUCUCAACUUAUGUAGAUCUCCAGAUUUCAUCUGUAGACGACCCAGUUCCUCAGAGCUAAAUGUCUCUACAAGUACCAACAACAGAAAUUAGUCCUCUGGCAAUGAUUAUUUACGUUCUCCACCCCACCCCACCCCCACCCCACCCCUCCCUGUCCAUCUCCCCCCAGGUAGCUUCAUGCGUUAUCGACGGAUAAACUGCUUUCUUCACAGUCCAGCUUUGCAACGACAGUUAGACUCUAGCUUUCCUACUCCAGUACACUGACUAUCUUCAGUCUUGGAUGGCCUGCUUUCUUCUACUUCAAUAGAUAUCAAUGUGUCACUCGUCUGUGCAUGUAAGCCCUCUUUGAUACACACGAGCCGCUCGGGCGAGUCACCGCUGACAGGUACACAAGAUCAGAACAUGUCUUUGUCUCUCCUCAGACCACACUGUGUGGGUGGUUUGAGGAUGCCAUUGAAAAAUCUCACUUCUUUGCUUUCCGUCUGUCGUUUCUGUCUGUCUUACUUUUUCACUGCCCUGAAUGGCCAUUUCUGUGUCGAUGUGCUUCUCUUUCCUCAAACUGAAACUGACGACCACACGGUAUACUGGGAUUGCACCACGUAGUAUUGGGAGAAAAGAAUGCCUUAGUCCCAUAAGAGUUGAUCUGACCUGACAGAUUAUUGUUCUUAUUAUUGGAAUAAUGCCGCUUUUUAUCCUAAUCUUCCUACGAGCAAAAAAAAAAUAAUAAUAUAUUUAUACUAUAUAUAUAAAUAGAGAAUCAUUUAAAUUAAUGGAAAUAAUCUUUAAAGGUAGGAAGAGGACCUGGCCCCUUAAUGUUCGGUAUGAGGAGUUAUGAAAGUACUGGACAAUGUACUUAUAAGAAGUACAUGUUGUAAGAACAUCACCCUCAUUUUUACAUGACUGUGUUUGUAAAAGUAGAGGUUGACAUACUAAAGUUAAAUUUGCUGGGUGAAAGUUUGCAUCCUCCACGUUGUUAAAAGGAACUUCUUCUCUUCAGGAGAGACACUCCCACUGGGUGGUUGGAGAGCGCCACUGGUAGGUCCUACUUCUUUCCUUUUCCUCCGCUCUUUCUAUCUGCCUGUUUUAUUUUUUCCCCAGCACUAUUAUGUCGAAGUGCUUCUCUUUACUCAACUCACUCAAACGAAACAAAGAAGACAAUCCCAUAAGACUACCACUGUAGCAAUCGAAGUAGUUACCCUGAGAUUAUUACGGCAUUUCUAUACGCUUGCUGGUUGUGCACUUCUCUAUUUUUUACCAUCGUUUUUGAAAUCUCUCUACAUUCAUUUUCAUACCUGUUUCAGUUUCAUUAGCCAGUGGGUAGUUGGAAAAUGCCACUGGUAGGCCAUAGUUUUUUCCUUUUCCCUGCAGUCUCUGUUUAUUUUAUAUCAGUAUAUGUAGUGAAAUGGUUAGGCUCUGCUUCGUUGCACUUAAACUCAAAAGAGGUGAGUUUGAUUCACGUUUGAUAUGACCUUAUGCAGUUGCAAGCGCCAAAAAAUGUGAAACGAAAAGAAACAAUUCGCGUUUGAAAAAGUGUAUUUUAUUAUCGUGUUUGUUCCUCUGCUGGAAUGUUGUACCAUACUCUCUUUCUCAUCGAUGUGACCAAACGUAUGUCGAUACAGGCAUAAAUCCUUUUCAUUCAUCUCAAUCUAUCAUCAUUCUUGAAAGUCCCUUCCCCCUCUUUCUGUCCCAAACCCUUCCAUACAAACUAUGUUGAUACUGCCGAGACCAUGCUAAAAAUCCAUGUAAUUAUUUUGCUUUCAGACAAGUCUUUUGUAGCAGUGAGAUUUGUUAUCUUUAACUAGCUUGUUCCUAUUGUCUGCAUCAGCUGUCGUUUUUCUCUGUUCAGAUACAAUAAUGUGUGUGUACGUGUGUGUGUACGUGUGUGUGUGUGUGUGUGUGUGUGCGUGUGUGUGUGUGUGUGUGUGUGUGUGUGUGUAUUUGUGUGUGUGGCUGUUUGUGUAUGUGGCUGUGUGUGUAUUUGUGAUCGUAUCAUGUACAUAACAGAUGCCAUGAAUAAACAAAAGUUCACGUAUUGGGGGAUUGUGUGUGUUAAAGAGAGGGGGGGGAGACAUACAUUAACCUUAUAAAUUGAAUAUGUUACAAUCAAGUAAAUGAACACACAUGGUAGUUUGACAUUCCAAUAGACUUUGUGAAAUGGGCUUGGCCUCAAAAUGGAUAGUCGUGGUUCGAAUCGUCAACGAAGCAGUUAUGAACUUACGAUGAUAGAAGAGUUGUUGGGAUAUUUAGUCGCUUUUAAGGACAGGCGGACUAACCCAGAUUUCGGGGGUUUCCAGAAAUCUUGACCUACACCAAAAGUGGACAUUGUUCAACGUAUAUGAGAAGUUUGAUUUAAUCUGUGUGCGUGUUUGGUUAAAGAGAAAACUCUCCUUGUAUUUUAAAGAAAUUGAACAAGAGGCAAAAACUUUACCUUCGAUUUUCUCAAAACAGCAUUUUUUUGGGAUAGCCCCCUUAUGCUUAAAAGCGACCAUUUUUCCACUCGGCAUCAGCGUCUGUUGUCAAGAGGUUAGGCGCUUCGCCGUCGCACACAGGGACCAAAAUUGUGUCGAUAGUGCUGUAAAACAUCUUCCCAAUCAUCAAUCAUCAAUCGCAAACAGGGGACCCGAGUUUGACUUCCGGGUGAGGAGAAUUUUUAUCUAGUAUCUUGGUUGAAGACUUGAAUAUUUGAAUGUAAAACUGGAGUAUCUUGGUUUUUCUCCUGAAGUGUUGUAUCCCUCUCGCCCGGGGUGGUAGGGUUUAAGCCCGUCUCUUGAAUGGUCUAAAUUGUAGGUACUGAUAGCGGUGUAAAAAAAAA